GGUGGUUUGGAAUACAGCUUAAUCCUCAGUUUCUGAGUAUUGAUUUAAAUUUGCUUCUGCAGAUUCUUCUUUGUUAGAGCUGGAAUGAUGGGAUGGCUGUUUAUAAACCUGUCGGUUUUAGCAAAGAGUAUCCAAGAUGGUACCCUGAACCAGUCAAUGAUCCUUUACCAAAGCUUCUGUACAUUAUACAUCCUGGACUACUUUUUCUACGAAGAAUACAUGACAUCUACAUGGGACAUAAUUGCGGAGAGAUUGGGCUUUAUGCUGGUGUUUGGGGAUCUCGUUUGGAUUCCUUUUACCUUUAGCAUUCAGGGAUGGUGGCUGCUAAGAAACAACGUGGAGCUAACAACAGCAGCCGUCAUUGCUAAUUGCUUUGUGUUCCUG
Molecule: messenger RNA, 384 nt
Organism: Linum tenue
Lineage: Eukaryota; Viridiplantae; Streptophyta; Magnoliopsida; Malpighiales; Linaceae
Source: the annotation of a GenBank genome assembly